UCAUGCUUCCUGUCUCAUGUUGCUGCCACUGCUGAUCCUGCUUCUCUAUUUGUCUCUGGUAUAACAUCUGCUGGAGGCUACACUCACACAGCCAGGGUUACUGUAGGUCAGAGACCCACGUGGUUUAACAGGAGGGGAGUGGUAAGGAGUACUGUGUUUGUUUGAGGGAUUCAUAGCAGAGAGACUAUCAAAGAAGUGUUGAGCAAGAACUUACAGCAGUAAGUGAAUACAUAGCUCUGUGGCAUUUUUCUGCAGCUGAGCCCUAUGCGUCCUAGAGAUUGUAUUAUUCUAAAAGGCAUGAGGGGAUAAACCAGCAAAACAGUGGAACAAGAAGUGGCACUGGGAUUGAAGAUGAAAGAGAAGUCAGUGGUUGAAACACUUUCCAUGCCCAUUGAGAACGCUUUGCAGCAGCAUCUACUUGAUACCAUGGAGUGCAGCACAGACUGGGACAUGGACAGUAUUCAGGAAGAGGCUUUACUGUGGUACCUGGACAGGUUAAGUUACAUUCCACAGGAGUGCGGGGUCCACAACACUGAGUGUGAAGAAGUUCCAGCUGUACUUAGUCCAACAUACAAACAAAGAAAUGAAGACUUUCGAAAACUCUUUAAACGGCUACCGGAUUCUGAGCGCCUCAUUGUUGAUUAUUCUUGUGCUUUGCAAAGGGACAUCCUAUUGCAAGGGCGGCUCUACCUGUCUGAGAAUUGGAUCUGUUUCUAUAGCAACAUCUUCCGUUGGGAGACCUUGCUAACAGUACGUUUAAAAGAUAUCUGUUCGAUGACCAAGGAAAAGACUGCCAGGCUCAUUCCAAAUGCCAUCCAACUCUGCACUGAAACUGAGAAGCACUUUUUUACAUCUUUUGGGGCUCGAGAUCGAACCUACAUGAUGAUGUUCCGGCUAUGGCAGAAUGCUUUGAUGGAAAAACCUCUGUGUCCAAAAGAGCUUUGGCAUUUUGUCCAUCAGUGUUAUGGGAAUGAGCUGGGGCUUACCAGUGAUGAUGAAGACUAUGUGCCUCCAGAUGAUGACUUUAACACAAUGGGUUUCUGUGAAGAAAUUCCUGUUGAAGAGGUGGAAGUAAAUGACAAUCCAUCAAAAAGCAGUAGUGAGGUAAAACCAGAGACCAAUUCAAACCUACAGGAUCCAUCUCUAACAAGCAGCAAUGUGACAUCCACUGCCAGCAGCGAUGCCCCAGCAUUUGAUGGGGGAGAGCUAGAUGAAAUUGACAACUCAUUAGAUAAGGAGAUUUUAAUUGCAAAUCUUGAAGAACAGACGGUGGAACUUCUUCCUCCCACCAUCACUUCACUGUCCUUGGACUUUAACGAUAAUGAAGACCUCCCCACUGAGUUGAGUGAUUCCUCAGAUACCCAUGAUGAAGGUGAAGUGCAGGCGUUUUAUGAGGAUCUGAAUGGUCGACAGUACAUGAAUGAAGUGUUUAGUUUUAAUGUGGAUAAGCUCUUCAGCCUUCUGUUCACCGAAUCUCAGUUCCAGAGGGACUUUAUGGAACAGAGACGCUUCACAGAAGUUAUAUUUCAACCCUGGAAGAAGGAAGCAAAUGGAAACCAGACAAGAGUUAUUCUGUACACCAUUGCACUCUCUAAUCCUUUAGCACCCAAAUCCGCCACAGUCACAGAGAAUCAGACAUUGUACAAGGCAAGCCAAGAGAGUGAGUGCUAUGUGGUAGAUGCUGAAGUUCAGACUCACGAUAUACCUUAUCACGAUUACUUUUACACCAUCAAUCGGUACACAUUGACACGAGUGGCCAGAAAUAAGAGCAGACUCAGGAUCUCAACAGAGCUACGCUAUCGGAAACAACCAUGGGGUCUUGUUAAAUCCUUCAUAGAGAAAAACUUUUGGAGUGGACUUGAUGAGUAUUUUCAUCAUUUAGAGAAUGGACUGACCAAAGCAGAGACGGCAUACUUAUCUGAUCUACACCAACAGUCCCCCAAAGUAAAAAGCAGCAAAAUCCCAUCCACACGCAGAAGGAAACGCCCCCAUACUCACUUGCGCAUCCCACAUCUACAUGAAGUCCUGAGCCCAGUAACUACUCCCACCGAUGAAGAGAGGCAGCAUCAUCAUCAUAUCAGACACGUCGCAGGGUCAACUCAAACGCGGCAUAUUCCAGAAGAGAAACCAAGUAAUUUACAAAGCAUUUCUAAACUCCUGCUGGUGAUCAGCUGUAUUUUGGUGCUGCUAGUGUUGCUCAAUGCAAUGCUUUUCUACAAACUGUGGGUGCUGGAAUAUAGUACACAAGCACUGACAACAUGGCAAGGCCUUAGGCUUCAGGACAGCCGCCUGCCUCAGUCACAAGCGGAAUGGACACAGUUGUUAGAAUCCCAACAGAAACACCAUGAUACUGAAAUGCAAAAAUGGAGGCAAAUCAUUAAGUCUUCGGUGAUGCUGCUGGACCAGAUGAAGGAUUCACUAAUAAACCUUCAGAAUGGAAUAAUUUCCCGAGACUUUGUUUCAGAAUCGGAAGAAAAACAGUACCAAUGAAAACUCCUGGUGCAGACAACCAGAGAAAAGAGUGCAAUAUGUGUAUAGAAAAGACUUGAAUGUAGAUAGAUAUAUUUGUAUACUAUGGAAGCAAAUGUAUAUAAUAUAAUACAUUUAAAAGAGAGCAGCUAUGUGGAUGAAUGUUUAUCUUCCUGCUGUCUGAGAUUGGAGGUUUUCAGAUAUUGGCACAGUUAUAUCUGACUUAAUUUCUCAGCACUUACUUUAUGUUCUAAAGAAAAGUCUGUGCCGCUCUUCCAUGGAACCAGGAUCUUUCCCAAUCCAAUGUACAAUUCUGCUCCAUUGCUCUACCUCCAAUGCCACAAACCUUGCAGAUCUCAGACUGACAUUGCCCUUCACCAUGGAGCUGUUCACUGGUGCCCUAAAGUGCUGUGGAGAUAUACACACAGACAGCCCAGUUAUCUGACUUGAGAGAAGAAUGGGGCUGUUGCACAAAAGCUCCAUGCGGAUAUUUCAGAAUAAAAUGAAGUGACUCAUCCGCCAAACUCCACUGCCACUAAGCACACGUCUGACAGUGCACCAUCUGUGAAUAACCUAUCUCCUAGAUGGAGAAAAUACCUGGAAGAAGUUUUUUUAACAAUACUUUUCUUUUAUUUGAGUAAUUUAAAGCUUGAAUUAUAGGGAUUUCUUUGUCUUACUUUUCACAUGUAUGGAAUUCCUAGUGUGGAUUAGGUUUUACCUGCAGUUUUCUUCUCAAACAGUAGCUGUUGGGCAAUUAAUCUACAUACAGACCAUUAUGUGGAGAUGACCAAUGAGUAUCUUGUUUUUAAAAUCCAGGGAGUUUCCAAAGUAUAAUGUUUCCAGUUAUAUGUGUACAGCCACUGUAGCAGAAUAGUUUGGAUUACCAUUUGCCUAACUUAAUUUUAACUGGUUACUCAAUGGUGCAAAUAAGAGAGUGCUGCUAAGAAUCAUGAGAGUCUCCAGGUUAUGACAUAUAUAUAUAUAUAUUUCACAGGCACUGAAAGAGAUGCCUCUCUUUGUCAUCUCAAUAUUGUUUUCUUCUUCUGGCUGCUUGCUCGCUUUUCUACUAUAAUGUAUCUAUAAAUGGUGUGUACUGAGAGCCAGACAGCUCCAAACACACCUUUGGAAAGGACUUUAUGUUGACCUGCAGGCUCUGGUUAACACUGCCAUAUUUCUGCUCAAUGACACAUGCUUUGAAGCAGCAAAUGAUAUUGAGGGUGUGGAAAGUGUAGUAUGUUUGGUAGCUGGCUGCCUGAUUUGUUAUAAGUGUGAUGGAUGCUUACAUGCAUAAGUAGUGGUGUAACUAGAGUGUGCCAGGCCCCCCUGCAAAAAAAUCUUUAGGAGAGGCCCAGCGCACUCCAAUCCCUAUCCUCCUCUGGGACCCCUGUUCCCGGGCCCCCCUGCGACUGUGGGGGCUGCUUCCUCUAUAGUUACGCCACUGUGAAUAAGAUGAUUCAUGCAUUCCUUAGAUGUAAUAUGAUCAGAGAAUUGGGAGAAUUUGUUCUUAGCACUUUUAUUAUAAAAAGCCACCUUACAAUGUUAGAAAAUAUUUUAAGAACAUUGUUGUGCUAUUGGUUUGCACUGGAUAGCGGGAACUGCAGUACAAAAGAGCAACAAAAUGUGUACUGAUGUCCUGUUCAAAUAUCCUAUGCCAAUGCAUGUCUGUGUUCAUUAUAAUAUUAUCUAACACUAAAGGAAGCUGAUAAAAUAAUGUGUUUAAUCCACAUGGGCCUAGAUAUUGGUCAUCUACCUACUGCUUGGUUUACUGAAGGGUGGAAAUAUGCUGAUUACAUUUCAGGUCUGGGGUAAAAAUGUUUAUGUUAAAAGUAAGCAUUCACUAUAAAACUGUAUAUAAUUGCCCCCCCCUCAAAAAUUGACUUCUGUUCUGCAAAUAAUCCAAAGAAAUUGCAAAGAAAUGAAUACUUGAAUAAGGUUUUUGGUAAUUUGUUUUGUAUCAUAGUUGUGAAAAUUUACCAGCCAAAAAAGUGACUCUCAAAUUUUACCCAGACAGUAUUGUUCAUUGACGUAAGUUGAUUGGUGAUUUUGACAGAUUCAGUUUUGUUAAUUAAAAAAGUUUUGUAAUACAAAAAUAGCCCUUCCUCUUUGAAAAAACAUGUUUGUCAAUAUAGGCUUGUAUUGGAAUAGUUAAUAUUUUUGCAUUCAUAAAGGUAUGAGCUCUAUUAACAAGAAUGCUGGGGACAUGGCUGAUCACAUAAUGUGGAUCGCCAUUUAAAUAUUGAACUACCAAUAUGUUUGUUUUGCCAUCAGCAUGACUUUAUAUACAUUUAAUUAAAGUCAAGUACAAGGUACUGUCUGUACUGAAAAAAUGAAUCACUGAAUCACUGACACUGAAUAAUUCUUUGUUUAAAUGGGACGCAAUGGAAAAUUGCUGCUCUACUUUGCCACUUUCUCGAUAACAGGUUUCCAGAAAAUAGUUCCCAUACCUAUAUUAUUGUUUUCUUUUUUCUUGGAAUAUAUUAAUAGUUAAAAUGCUAUAGAGGUUAACGUUCUUCAGAGCAUAUAAAUGGUUUACUCAAUAAGAAGUUAAUGAUUGAUGAUUGUAUUUUAUGCAGUUUGUGGACUGAUGCUUUGAAAGCAAGAAUUGCAAGGGGUCAGUUACAUGAUUUGUCAGAAUUGCUGAGCACAUCUGCCAAACAUGUAGUCAAAUAGUUGUAUUUAUCCAUAUAUAUAAGGUUACUGAGUAUGUAAUCAGUUGUUAUGCAUUUAACUGCAGGACCAAUCACAGUGGACAUAAAUAUAUAUAUAUAUAUACAGGUAUGGUAUCUGUUAUCGGGAAACCCAUUAUGCAGAAAGCUCAGAAUUAUGGAAUGGCCGUCUCCUAUAGACUCUAUUAUAAUGAAAUAAUGCAAAAACAUGAUUUCCUUUUUCUCUGUAAUAAUAAAUCAGUACCUGGAACUUGAUCCAAACUAAGAUAUAAUUAAUCCUUAUUGGCAUAUUGGGUUUAUUUAAUGUUUACAUGAUUUCCUAGUAGAAUUAAGGUAUAAAGAUCCAUAUUACAAAAAGAUCCGUUAUCCAGAAAACCCCAGGUCCUGAGCAUUCUGGAUAACAACUCCCAUACCUGUACUUCAGUCUGGGGACUCUUUUUGAGUGAACCAGAGUGUUGAUUGUUCCCCUUCGGCCCUGUCUCUCUUGUAUAAAUACAAGACCACCUGGUGCCUGGAGAGAUUCAGAUAGAGACUCUGUUCAGCUUUAAGAUUUUCAAAUAUGUGGGGUAAAAGACAUGUUUGGGGGGAACUAGUAUGGAAUAUGACCAAAAUUCUCCCAUAUUUCUUCAUUAAUAAUAAAAAAGGACAGUAUGUUGCACAGAUGUAGGCUUAUGAGCUAUGUAAAAAUUGAAAUGGAUUUGAAUAACAUUUAGGUAUUUAAAACAUAUAUAUUUGCAUUAAAAAAGAAAAAAAUACAACUAGUGUGAUGUAGCAUUUUAUUGUUAUUUUAAAUUAUAUUGUACAGCGAUGCAGUAUAUAUUGGAGCCUUAUAAAUAAAGGUUAAUAUGAUAUAUACUUUUGCUUCUAUGAAUUCUCCCCCAGGAAUUAAGGCAAAAGAGGUGAGCAGCAGCAUGAAAAUGAUAGCACCGUUUUGUACCAAAAUCUUGCCUUAAGUAAAUAACUAUUUGGGGGGACAUAUGCUAUUAUUAUAAACAAAUCAGUGUCUUAAUGCCCAUUGUUUUUGGUUAUAUGCCUCUAUUAAUAGGGAAUAUUUAAACAUGGUUCUUUUUUUUACUUGCUGAAAAUCUCUUAUUGUUUCAUGGUGUAGUUUUAUUUAUUUUGGCUUACAAAAAUAUGUAUUGCGCAGAUUUAUUUUAUCUUAUUGUACUAGAUGCACAUUAUUUAACAUCUUCAUUGGUCUUGGAUGUAAAGUUUAUUACUAAGUACUUUGAGGAUUAUUUAUUAAAGGUUGGAUUUUA
Xenopus laevis (African clawed frog) is the source of this 6394-nucleotide messenger RNA. RefSeq names its product protein Aster-B (gene gramd1b.S). The record is from RefSeq and is a predicted model, not a curated record. The transcript has 17 exons. The coding region runs from base 352 to 2490 and encodes 712 amino acids. NCBI's taxonomy places the organism in Eukaryota, Metazoa, Chordata, Amphibia, Anura, Pipidae.